Penicillium cataractarum is the source of this 738-nucleotide messenger RNA. RefSeq lists its product as uncharacterized. Gene Ontology annotation, molecular function: RNA polymerase I cis-regulatory region sequence-specific DNA binding. The transcript is spliced from 2 exons. Gene Ontology annotation, cellular component: RNA polymerase I upstream activating factor complex. Bases 1 to 738 code for a protein of 245 amino acids. NCBI's taxonomy places the organism in Eukaryota, Fungi, Ascomycota, Eurotiomycetes, Eurotiales, Aspergillaceae. Gene Ontology annotation, biological process: nucleolar large rRNA transcription by RNA polymerase I. The record is from RefSeq and is a predicted model, not a curated record.
AUGUCCUAUGGCAAAUCGCUCAAUUUGAGCCAAAAUACAUUUCCAGCGCCUCCUGAACCCGAGGUUGACGCCCCGGAAAGCGAGUAUUCUUACCGUCAGACCAGGCGCACCACUAAUGUUUACGAUGCCGUUGCUGGUCGAGUCAACCGCAAAGGGCACCACCCAUCCGAGGCUUUCGCCUCUCGCUACCGCGACACUGCCUCGUCCGGGGCCCGCACGCUCCGACCAGAGGAGGUUCUAUUCCGGACACAAAACACCGUGACAGACCCCUUGGAAGAGGAAAAUUAUUUCGCAAAUGAGAAUAUACGACCUGACAAUGCGCUGCCAAGCUCCGAGAUACUCGAGGCUAUCCACGCCUACGCCGCUGAUUUUUACGAGUUCGCAACGGAGGAUCACGGACUUCACGACCACCACAGCAUGGACGAGACGGCCCUCAUUGCAAUGGGAAUCCUAGUGGAGGAGAUGGCCAGAGAGGCCCUAGGGGAGACGGGAGACCUAGUGCUCGUGGAAGGCGAAGAGCUACCCAACGGUGCCGACGAGACGGGUGCAGAAACCGACACCACCAACGCUUCUCAGUCCAGAGACCGUGCUCGGAGGAGGAAGAGAGCGCACACCGGCGGUAGUAGCAUGGUUAGCUCGCAAGACAAUCUCAAGGGCGUGCGGCAAAAAUUCAAGCGCCGAAAAUUGAAGCGCGGGGCUUCCACUACGGACGCGGAUACGGAACUUGAUGAACGAUGA